AUGUUGAGGCCUGGAGUCGCAGUACAGGCCUAUCUCGAAUCCCGAGCUCUCUUCUGGCACAAGUUGAUACCAUUCUUCGCAACAAGUAUUGACUUCCUCGGAGACUUAGCACUAUCUGCAGAAUAUUUAGUGGUGCACAGAAAGUCCGACUACGCCACGCCAUCCAAGCCAAAUCCAGAGUUUGCACCUCUUCGCAACAUCUGCGAGUUCCUGAACGCGCUUCACAUCUAUGCCGAAGAAGCUCGACAGGGCAUGACAAGAGCCAUUGAGGCUCACCACUUUUGUUCACAUAAGAGCAAAAGUUGUGGCAUUCACGGGUUCGAGGUGGGCUCCGGCAUGCUCGCGCUCCCAAAGCCCUCGGCGGAAGAGCACGACAAAUGGACCGAGCUCGAGACCGAAGCAAUGAAGGAAGUCGCCGGCCUGUACGGCAAGACCUUGCACUUCUGGCAGGUCGACCAUGGCGACGAGUUGCCACUGGGCUAUCCCAUGCUGAUGGGCAGCUUGACCUUGCACACUCAGAUCCCGAAUCUGAGCGAAGCUCUUGAUCCACGCAACAAAGAGUGGGAUAUUGACCAUGAGGAAAAGGCAAACAUCCGAGCAAAAGAAGGUGUACGAGGGCCUGGCGUACAUGCCAACGCGGACUCGUGGUGGAAAGAAGCCGAGGACAAGGCCAAAAGGAAACUCUUUGACAAAGCCACAGACACCAUCAUCCGUUAGAACACCACCAUGAAUGCUGGAUCUGUAAUUUGCGAAUGGGAGACUGAUUUGCACAAAAGAACUUACAUAAGCCGGGACACUUUACGGGAGCCAGCCUUGUGGCUGCGUGAGGAAGAGCAUUUACGGUGGACUUGGGUCUUUGUGCCAAAUCAGUGAUCAUUAAGUGUACUAUGAGCGUUUGCAAUGAGCCUGUCGCGGCCCGACCAUGUCAUAUAGUAGUAUAAAGAUCUAGCUUGAUAUAGCAACUCCUUCA
Messenger RNA from Exophiala xenobiotica, 970 nucleotides. RefSeq lists its product as uncharacterized. The record is from RefSeq and is a predicted model, not a curated record. The transcript is spliced from 3 exons. Bases 1 to 717 code for a protein of 238 amino acids. NCBI's taxonomy places the organism in Eukaryota, Fungi, Ascomycota, Eurotiomycetes, Chaetothyriales, Herpotrichiellaceae.